Molecule: messenger RNA, 522 nt
Organism: Phycomyces blakesleeanus NRRL 1555(-)
Lineage: Eukaryota; Fungi; Mucoromycota; Mucoromycetes; Mucorales; Phycomycetaceae
Exons: 3
Coding region: 1-522 (173 amino acids)
Source: RefSeq, a predicted model, not a curated record
AUGAAAUGUUUUUAUAUUACAUCAAAUGUGACAAAAAUGAUGCUAGAAAUCACAAGGAUUCAAGUAAAUCCACUUACUGCAUCUGACAUGACUACACGCACUGACAUCUUUAACAAGUCCAACGCUGCACUUGACACACUUUAUAAUGUGUGGGAAAGCAUGCUUACCAUCAUCCAAGCUGUUUCGGCAGCCUCAUCAAAGUCAUUGACAACCGAGCCUGAUUUGGCAGCACUUCAAAAAGCACGAAGAGACUACGAAACACUAUUAGGAAAAUUAUCUUUGACUGCGAUAUGGCUAGAAGAUAAUAAAGAUAUACUCCCAAAUAUCUCAGUAAAAGACAGCAGCUCAGACGAAACGCCCCAGAGAAAGCAGCUACUAUUGGAACAAGAGAGCCUUCGUAAUGAAUCAGAUCGUCUCUCUAAUCAAUUAAAGCGUCUCUUGAGCCAAUCUUAUGCUUUACAAUUCCAGAUCGAUAUGCUUUUAUCCUCUUCUUAUGAUCAAGAUAUUGAUAGUCGAAGUUAA